Messenger RNA from Uncinocarpus reesii 1704, 1155 nucleotides. Its product is annotated as peptide chain release factor eRF/aRF, subunit 1. Gene Ontology annotation, cellular component: cytosol; translation release factor complex. The transcript is spliced from 3 exons. The record is from RefSeq and is a predicted model, not a curated record. The coding region runs from base 1 to 1155 and encodes 384 amino acids. Gene Ontology annotation, biological process: cytoplasmic translational termination. NCBI's taxonomy places the organism in Eukaryota, Fungi, Ascomycota, Eurotiomycetes, Onygenales, Onygenaceae. Gene Ontology annotation, molecular function: sequence-specific mRNA binding; translation release factor activity, codon specific.
AUGUUGGCUGAAGAAUUUGGAACUGCGUCCAACAUUAAAUCCCGUGUUAACCGUUUGUCUGUCCUGUCGGCUAUUACCUCAACACAGCAGCGUCUCAAGCUCUAUAACAAAGUGCCUCCGAAUGGUCUUGUUAUCUACUGCGGUGAAAUCAUCACAUCGGAAGGAAAGGAACGGAAGAUCAACAUCGACUUCGAACCGUUUAAGCCUAUCAACACGUCGCUCUACCUCUGUGAUAACAAGUUCCACACCGAAGCCCUGAGUGAAUUGCUCGAGUCUGACCAGAAGUUUGGGUUUAUCGUCAUGGAUGGUAACGGCGCUCUUUUUGGCACGUUGAGCGGUAAUACCAGGGAUGUCCUGCAUAAGUUUUCUGUCGAUUUGCCCAAAAAGCAUUCCCGUGGUGGUCAGUCUGCCCUUCGUUUUUCCCGUCUCCGAGAAGAGCGACGUCACAACUACGUUCGAAAAGUUGCGGAACUGGCGGUACAAAACUUCAUUUCUAGUGAUAAAGUCAAUGUUGCCGGUCUGGUUCUCGCGGGUUCCGCCGAUUUCAAGAACGAUCUCAACCAGUCUGAUAUGUUCGACAACCGCCUUCAGACAAAGGUUAUCAAAGUUGUGGAUGUGUCUUACGGUGGAGAGAACGGGUUCAACCAAGCUAUUGAACUGGCUGCGGAAACUCUAGGCAAUGUCAAAUUCAUCCAAGAAAAGAAACUCAUUGGGAAAUAUUUUGAAGAGAUCAGUCAAGAUACCGGCCGAGUCUGCUACGGAGUCGACGAUACGUUGAAAGCGUUGGAACUCGGUGCUGCAGAAACGCUGAUUGUAUACGAGAACUUGGACAUCACACGAUGGAGCCUUAAAGCUUCCGACGGUACCGAGAUUGUCCUUCACACGACUAAAGCCCAAGAGUCCAACAGAGAAAUGUUCAUGGAUAAGGACACUAAUCAAGAAAUGGAUAUCGUUGAGCAAGGUCCACUUCUUGAAUGGCUUGCCGAAAAAUAUAAGGAUUUUGGUGCGACCCUGGAGUUCGUUUCCGACAAAUCCACAGAAGGCAACCAGUUUGUGAAAGGCUUUGGUGGAAUCGGAGCGAUUCUUAGAUACAAAGUCAAUUUUGAACAACUUGCUGAUUAUUCUGAUGACGAAGAUGAGUUCUAUGACGAUUGA